Molecule: messenger RNA, 3419 nt
Organism: Colletotrichum scovillei
Lineage: Eukaryota; Fungi; Ascomycota; Sordariomycetes; Glomerellales; Glomerellaceae
Product: amidohydrolase
Exons: 2
Coding region: 308-3235 (975 amino acids)
Biological process (GO): N-acetylglucosamine catabolic process
Molecular function (GO): N-acetylglucosamine-6-phosphate deacetylase activity
Source: RefSeq, a predicted model, not a curated record
CCGACAGACCCAUAAGCACCAACACAGCGUCAGCUGCGGAAACAGAGCUUUGGUACUUUGGGAGGGAGUUUAGUUUUAGUUUGGGCUGCCCGGAACUAAGUUAGGCGAGUUAAGCCCUGUCCUAAAUCCUUGUCGCGAUCAUCAAGCCCCCCUUGGAAGCUGGGGACAAUGGCGCCCUCACCCAAACAGACCUGGAGCCACCAUUGUUGUCCCUUGUUACCAGUAUGUGUCCUGUUGUCCGACUUCAAACCUACCAUGUGGCUCUGUCGUCCUCCUCAGCCACCGACACCGACGACCGACUCAAACAAUGGCACCACUCACAGGCGCGGAAAAGAUAGAUGAGCUGCCGCCCUACAGCCCGCCAGCGGCGACAGCGGCUGAAAGUCGCCGUAUCCUCUCUUCGUCAGUGCGGCGGCGGCAUCAUCCGGCUCUCCAACUUUUACCCCGCAGGUCGCGAACAUUGCGCGUUCUUGGCUUAGCAUGCCUCGCGUUCAUCGUCUACGCGCAAUGGAGGCAGAUUUACCCCGUGGGCGGCGUCUCCGGGCCGGAAUUUACGAUUCAUGGGCUUUCAACUCGCCAGCUGCGAGAGGAUCUGUCGACUUGCGGAAAACUGCACAGUCGACCGAAUGAUCCGCCUGGUUACGGGAGGACACGGAACGCCCGCUACGUGGACGGCAAGAAGCCCACAGUCAUCAGGAACGCAACUAUUUGGGUCGGGGAGCCGGUUGAAGGGUCUGCCGACUAUUCAUGGAUUUCAGCCGACGUGUUCAUUGAGCACGGCCUAGUCAAGCAGGUCGCUAAGGCCAUAGCGAUAGCCUCCUUGCCCGGAGAUGUUCUCGUCUACGAUGCGGGUGGGCGGCCGCUCACCAGCGGCAUCAUCGAUAUGCACAGCCAUGCUGCAGUGCACUCACUGCCAACACUCCACGGCAAUGAGGAUGUCAGCGAGCUGUCGAAAGACAUCACUCCCUAUGUCCGAUCCAUCGAUGGCAUUCAGCCGACGGAUCAUCAACUCCAGGUGAUCAAGUCUGGCGGCGUCACCACGUCGUUGAUUCUUCCUGGAUCCAGCAACAAUAUUGGCGGCGAAGCCUUUGUGAUCAAGCACGCCAUCGGAGCUGCUGAUGGACGCAAUGAAACAAGCGUAAUUGAUAUGCUAGCUGACCCGGAUCGCACUUGGCGGCAUAUGAAGAUGGCUUGUGGUGAGAAUUCAAAGCAGGUCCAUGGGAAAGCGGGCGAACGUGGCCCGUACAGCCGUCUCGGUGAAAGCUGGGAAUUCCGUCAGGCUUUCGAGCAUGCUACCAAGUUGAUCCGCGAGCAAGAUGACUGGUGCCACGCCGCUGCUCAAGGUCUUGACAAUGUCCAGACUUAUCUCAGCCACGAUCUAGAAUGGGAGGCACUGGUUGCGGUGCUCAGGGGCCAAGUCCAUGUUCAUGCUCACUGCUACACCAUCAAUGACCUUGAAGCCUUCGUGGAUCACACGAAUGAGUUCAAGUUUCCUAUCCGCGCAUUUCAUCACGCCCACCAGACGCAUCUCGUGCCCGAGAUCCUCAAACGGGCGUGGGGAAACAAUCCACCAGCGUCCGCCCUUUUCGCCGACAACAUGUGGUACAAAGCCGAAGCUGCUAUGGGCUCGGAAUACGCAGGAAAGCAUCUCUACGACGCUGGACUGACGCCCAUCUACGUGAGCGAUAACCCGGUGCUCAAUGCACAGCACGUCGUGUUUGAAGCUGCGAAAGCGUACAAGUAUGGCCUGCCUUACCACGCUGCACUAGCCUCCGUCACUACUGCCCCGGCUGAGAGGCUGGGGAUGGAGCAUCGCCUCGGCAAAAUCAAGCCUGGCUUCGAUGCCGAUAUCGUCGUGUGGGAUAGUGACCCAUUGAGCGUUGGGGCUACGCCAGUCCAGAUCUGGAUUGACGGUACUGCUCAAUAUGACAAUCCAGUCAGACUUAACAAGACCUAUGAGGGUACCAUAAUUUCGGAUGAGGGUCUCGGCGAGGUCACUGAGAAGCCUCAGAUUACGCGGGGCGACGUUGUCUUUACAGGAAUUUCAAAGGUACUACACUCCGCGACAGUGAGUGGCGUAGCAGCCGAUGGGAAAACAUACAACGUAGCCGUCUCUAACGGCAAGAUUACUUGCGUUGGAAGCUGCGAAGCUGAGCUCAAAGUCGCGUCUGGCCAUGAAGGUGCUCUAAUUCACCUAAGAAAGGGCUAUCUUACACCAUCUUUUAUCGCCUUUGGCUCAACUCUCGGUCUGAACGCUAUAGACUCGGAGCGAAACACCGACAACGGUGCGGAUGGGGGUAAGUUCAGUCGCGGUGUUGACGGGCUCGCCCUCGAUACAGAUAAACUACAAGUUGCCCACCGCUAUGGUGUCACCAGAGCCAUUUCGGCCCCCAAGUUCACAGCUCUAGGCACGCAUCAUGGCACAAGCACUGGAUUUCUCACCGGGACUGGAACUACUCUCGACCGUGGUGCUGUGUUUGCUCGCGACGCUGCUGUGCACUAUACUCUCGAUCUUUCCGCGAAAAGCGGAGUGGAUGGAAUUUCAUCCAUCUCAGGAGGUGUUGGCGAGCUGCGACGGAAGCUUCUCAAGGCAGUCUCAUCGCUCGCUGCGAAUGAAACUAUCCUUGUGGAAGACCGAUACACGGAGGUUGCGUUUCUCCGAGAAGUCGUCGAAGGGCAGAUGGCACUCGUGGUGACUGUGCACAGCGCAGACACCAUCGCUGCUUUGUUAGACGUCAAAAGUACCGUGGAAGAGGCUCUGUUAGAGCUCGUAGAUAGCCCGAAGAGGCUUCGUUUCGUCGUAUACGGUGGCGCCGAAGCUCACCUGGUCGCUGACGCCUUAUCUACAGCCAAAGUGGGAGUUGUUUUGGCACCAAUGCAGUCUUUUGCGGUUUCUUGGGAUCAGCGACGGGCGCUUACGGGCGCGCCUUUGACAAACCGCACAAGUGUAGAUGUCUUGAUUCAGGCCGGAGUUGAUGUGGCUAUUGGCCUAGAGGAGGACUGGAUCGUGCGAGACCUUGGCUUGCUCGCGGGUGCGGCGUACAAAAAUGGCGAAGGGCGGCUGGAUGAGAAGUCAGCAUUGGACCUGGUCGGAAGGAAUGUGUACAGGAUCCUUGGUCUCGAGGAUGAACUUGAGGAUGAGCACUUCGUGAUACAUGAAGGGAGUCCGCUUGAGAUCGAAUCUAGGGUGCGGGCUGUUGGUGACAGAGGACCGGGCCUAUUAGUUCUCAUCUAGGAAGGCGUCACUAUCGGAGAGAGCACUGGAGAAUUGACUGCACAUAGUGUUCGACAAGAGCCGUGAUUGAAUGGAACUUUCCACGAUCUAAACAGGCGCUCUCUUGGAAUUGGUAAGUCAAACCCCCCACUUCCCGGCACCCCCCUGUUUCUGGCACCCACAAAAACGCGAAAAUCCACCACAA